Molecule: messenger RNA, 1476 nt
Organism: Exophiala bonariae
Lineage: Eukaryota; Fungi; Ascomycota; Eurotiomycetes; Chaetothyriales; Herpotrichiellaceae
Exons: 2
Coding region: 1-1476 (491 amino acids)
Biological process (GO): cytoplasmic translational initiation
Cellular component (GO): cytoplasm; eukaryotic translation initiation factor 3 complex
Molecular function (GO): translation initiation factor activity
Source: RefSeq, a predicted model, not a curated record
AUGCCAGGCCCGUCUAAUACCCUGCUGAUUGAGGGCACUUUCUCAGAACUUGCCGAAGAACUUGCGCAAUACAUCGACACCCUAGCCAAAACUGAAGAAGGCGCAGGCGUUCAAGCGGAGAUUGAACAACUUUUGGGCGCUAUCAGAGAAGCAGAACAGUCACAGGAGCCAUCAGACGAUGCCUCGGUAUCAAAACAAAAGGAUGAAGUGUUGAAAAAGAUUGUCACAAAGGCUGCUGUCCUCAACUCGGCCCCAGAAAGAGAAUUCUCGGCAGCAUACAAUUUAUUGAUCAGCCUGUCAUCACAAUCGUCAAUUCGAGACCAAGUCUUUGCACGGAUAUGUCAAUACUUGUCCGAUCAACCAGUCACAUCAUCUCCGACUCAUGGAAAUUCACUCGCAAUCCAAGCCUUAACCACCGUGUUUAACGUCCUCCCUCUGAACAGCGAUGCACGGUACCAUGUUUUCCUUGCAAUCCUGAAAGUUCUCAAAACCGUUUCAUCGCCUCAAGCUUUCGAUGCCCUUAUUCCACAACUUGAGACCAACAUCCCCAACUGGCUAUCCGCAUGGCAGUUAGACGAGGAAGAUGCAAGAACACUUUAUCUUGCGGUCGCCGAUGUGGCCAGCACAACGGGCAAUGAAAGCCUCUCGUAUAACUAUCUGCUCAAGGCCCUGGAGACCAUCCCGACCGAAUCAGUGGGCGAGAGCGAGUCGAUUGAACUGGCCAAACGUACUUUACGCACCGCUCUUACGAACCCCACCAUUACCGACUUCACACCCCUGACAGCCUCCGAUGCCAUUCAAGCGAUUCGCAAGUCCGACAGCAAUCUAUUCGAUUUGCUCGAGAUCUUCUCAUCCGACGACUACGCUUCAUACGUCGACUUCCUCGAGACCAACGAGCUCUCCAGCCUAGGCAUUGACGACUCGAGUGCCGAAGUCCUCAGCACUAAGAUACGACUCCUCACACUCGCCACCAUUGCCGCCUCCUCAACGACUCGCUCAGUGUCAUACUCCACCAUCGCCUCGGCACUGCAAAUCUCCUCAGAAGACGUAGAGAUGUGGGUGAUCGACACGAUCCGCGCAGGUCUGGUCGAGGGCAAGCUGUCGCAGCUGAAGCAGGAGUUCCUGGUGCAGCGCGCAACUUACCGCGUGUUCGGCGAGAAGCAGUGGGCAGAGAUCCAGGGCCGACUGAACGUGUGGCGCCGCAGUCUCGAGUCAGUGCUACAGGCCGUCAAGACGGAGCGCGAGCGAUUCGCCCGCGAAGGUCCCGGAGGUGGUAACGAGGUUGGAAUGAACGGCUUUGGCAACGAUGGUGGCGAGGGUGGAGGUCGUCAGCACGGAGGUGAUAGACAGCAGCGUCGUGGUCGGGGCGGUGGCGGCCGUGGCGGUCAGCACCGUGAGCCCCGUGAGCCUCGCGAGCCGCGCGAGCAUCACCACCACGGCGCACGUGAGGUUGAUGCUGUCGGUGGUGGUGACUAG